AUUAAACAUCAACUUUACCUUUUCCCUUUCCUUUCUUCUUUGUUGCAUCUGAUGUAGACACAUUAUGUUCUGUUGCUCUCUUCCUUUAAAGAACACCUGCAGCAGCAUGUCCGAGUGCAUGCUGUGGAAGCUGUCAUGGCCUGCUGGGAAACUUGAGCAGUCUCUACAGAGCUUAACAGGGGUAGCACCAGGUGAAAGUACAGGUGCAACGAUGUCUGACAACGAUGAUGAGCAGGAGGACAGUGACACCAACUUAUUUGAUGGAGGUCUAGAUGGAUCAGACACCAUGGGUUUCGGUCCCCUGGUUCCUACUGAAACUGAGAGGUCACUUAUGGAGCGAGUGAGACAAGAACUGAAGCAUGAGCUCAAACAGGGUUACAAAGAGAAGAUAGGGGACAUCAGGGAAGAAAUUUUACGCAAAAGAAGAGCUGGAAAGCUGCCCGGUGAUACUACUUCUGUCCUAAAAGCCUGGUGGCAGUCACACUCAAAAUGGCCUUACCCAACGGAGGAAGACAAGGCAAGAUUAGUUGCAGAGACUGGGUUGCAACUGAAACAGGUAAACAAUUGGUUCAUCAACCAAAGGAAAAGAAAUUGGCACAUCAAUUCUUCCUCCUCAACUUCUUCUCAGAAGAGCAAACGCAAGAGGUAGCAACGUGGUGACUUAUGCUAACACUUAUUCUCUUUUUUUUAUCCUUAUUAUAAGCAGAAGCUCAAAAUCUUUCUUCACAUGUACCAAACUCGAUCCUUGGAAAAGUAGUGCAGGUGAAAAAUUAAGCGGCGAGCAUUUC
Cuscuta campestris is the source of this 788-nucleotide messenger RNA. NCBI's taxonomy places the organism in Eukaryota, Viridiplantae, Streptophyta, Magnoliopsida, Solanales, Convolvulaceae. The record is from the annotation of a GenBank genome assembly.